AUGGCGGAAGCUGUCGCCGCGUCGGCCGCUGGUGAGGGAACGUGCGCUAUCUGCCUCGAGGAGACGCCGCUCGCCGCGCUGCCGUGCUGCGACAACGCGACCACGACCGAGUCGACGACGCGGUUUUGCCUCGAAUGUCUAAGGAUGAACUGCGAGCACGGCGGCGGCGUCGCGCGCUGCCCGCGGUGUCGGGCGUGGAUCUCGGUGGAAGACGAGGAGGUCGUGGCCCACGACGGGACCGGCCGGUGCAGCAUUUGCAUGCAGGAGCCGAGGGUACUGGUCGCCCGCGGCCGUGCGCCCGACGGAGGCUCAGUCGCGAUCUGCGACGCGUGCUGGCUCGGCAACCAGAUCGCGCUGCGGUACGAGUGCCAGGGCUGCGGCGGCGUCCAGCGCAUCCCGCACCCGAUGUGGCGCUACCAGACGGAUGGCCCGGAGGCGUUCGGGCACACGCCGUGGGCGUGCCACGUACGGUGUGGCACCUACACGCGCUGGCGUGUCAUACCCGAGGACGUCGCGCGCGUGCCGCACGGCGACGCGCCGGAGUCUUGGGGCGUCGACAUCGUCCGGCAGAUCCGCGCGCGGCAGGGGCGGGAGCGUCGACGCGCCGCGCUCCGGGAGGCCGGCGAGCGGCAGAGGCGGGAGCGGCAGGCGAGGGUCGCGCGGGCGGCGCGCGCUGUCGAGCCAGCGGCGGCCGUCGAGCCGGCCGUCGAGCUACAUGAUGCGAUGGCGGCCGAGGAGGAGGCGGGGCGUUGUCGAGUAAUGUGA
This is a messenger RNA of Pelagomonas calceolata, 765 nucleotides long. The record is from the annotation of a GenBank genome assembly. NCBI's taxonomy places the organism in Eukaryota, Pelagophyceae, Pelagomonadales, Pelagomonadaceae.